Messenger RNA from Dendronephthya gigantea, 931 nucleotides. Its product is annotated as leucine-rich repeat-containing protein 61-like. NCBI's taxonomy places the organism in Eukaryota, Metazoa, Cnidaria, Anthozoa, Malacalcyonacea, Nephtheidae. The transcript is spliced from 11 exons. The coding region runs from base 104 to 874 and encodes 256 amino acids. Gene Ontology annotation, biological process: outer dynein arm assembly. Gene Ontology annotation, molecular function: protein binding. The record is from RefSeq and is a predicted model, not a curated record. Gene Ontology annotation, cellular component: cytoplasm.
UUUAUUAUAUAAACUUUUACAAAACUUUUUGGUGUUUUUGCGCAAAGACGUUUUGAAGGAUGCGAAUUUGCAAAAACAUGGCGGGAAAGUCUGACAAGUCAGCAUGAAUACAGAUUCCGUAAUAACUUGUGACAUGCUGAAGAAAAUAACUGGUGAAUUUGAUGUGACAAGUAUCAUCAAGUUGAAUGCAAAUAAAUUAGGUAUUAAAGAUCUUGGGAUCAUUGGCCAAUGUUCUGGAUUGAUGUACCUGGAUCUUUCGGAGAACAGAAUAUCUGACCUCAGGCCUCUCGAACAACUCAAAGAUUUGACCACACUUGAUAUAUCAUGCAAUACAGUUACGGACUUAGCUGGUCUGGAAGGAUUGGAAUCUCUUGAGACGCUAAAUAUAUCAGGAAAUCUAAUAACAAGUAUUGACUCAUUACAACCACUUGUCAAUUUGAAAUUUCUUGAAUGCCUUCGGUUAGAAGAUAGAGAAAGAAAUAUCUCCAAUCCAGUUUGCCAAACGCUUCCCCAGUACAAGACUUCAAUUUGUAAAUAUCUUCCAAAUAUCUCUAUGCUUGACGGUGAAAGAACUUUAGGAGAAGGUGCUGAGGUGUUCAAAGUUUGUGAUGAUCUUAAAACAAAACUCACUGAAUUGGAAGAAAAAGAGCUUGAGGAAGACAGCUUUGAUUUUAUAAGUGGUUUUUCAGAUACUUUGGAUAAGAAACAAAAUGCACUCUUAAAUGAAGCAACAGAGAAAAAGAUGGCCUGGUCUGCUGAACAACAAUUUGAAGAUGUGUUAAAGCAGUGUCGGAGUCUAAAUGAAGAAGCUGACAAAGCCAUUUUGGAUGCAAAAAAUGCAUUAUGGGGUGCCUCAAAGGGUGAUGUGUCUUGAUUCAUUGCAUUUUAUGAUGACUACCAUCAUGUUUUGCUAUUGAGUUUGACAAGCAAA